UGUCACGUGACACUGUAUCGGGCCCUGCCAGUGUACGGCAGCAAGCUGCAGGCAGAGGAUCAAGCAGCACCAGUACAGAGCAGAGCCAGUCCUCAAUGGGAUCCCUAAGGCUGGUUGAAAAGGCAGAUUGGCUUACGUGAUGACGUUACCAGGAGAAGCAGCUCUCCUGCAGGCUGACAGCUGAUGGAGUCCCUGCUCCUCCUCUCACACACACGGCCGGGUCGUAUGAGGAGGACACGGAGCCCUGAAAUGACACACUGAACUGGACAGAAACGUUACAAACCUCAACUGGAAGCACUGGGACGUGUUGAGUGGAAUGGAUGCAUCGCCUAUUGACAAGUUUACAAGAUAAAGCUUUCUGUUUUUUUUGGAUCAGCAGACCGGAGUCUAGAAUCAUCUGCCACAGUGGAUUUCUAAAUAAUCUUCCGGUACUCAUCUGUUGCCUUGUCAUUGAAACAUCAUCAACAAGGCAGCUCACUGAUCAAAUGCAUCACAAUGACUUGAAUGAGUGCCUUUUGUUAUGUAUGCAGCCCAUUCGGCUCUUCAAUCCAGCAUCGCUAAAGUCCACAGUUUUGUGACCCCAUUUGUACUUUUGGGGAAGUGUUCACUGAUCACCUUUUAAUAAUCAGUAUUGCAAAUCACAGAGAUAGCCUAGGGAAAGGGCAAAUACUAUGCACCGUUGUCGCGGUCUCACAUCCGACACCGAACCAGUAACCUCAGUGGAGGAGAGGCGCUCAUAACAGUACCGACCCCUCCGAAGAACUCCCUACCUCCCUCUGGGUAUUUUUUUUUUUAUCCACGGGGGUUGUAGAGAGCUGCAGAGAUGUUCGCCGCCGUAGAGCAUGGCCCGGUCCUCUGCAGCGACUCCAACAUCCUGUGUCUGUCCUGGAAGGGCCGGGUGCCCAAGAGCGAGAAGGAGAAGCCGGUGUGCAGAAAGCGCUACUACGAGGAGGGCUGGCUCGCUACCGGGAACGGUCGAGGAGUUGUCGGGGUCACGUUCACGUCCAGCCACUGCAGACGGGACCGGCCCACCCCACAGAGAGUAAACUUCAACCUCAGAGGACACAACAGCGAGGUGGUCUUGGUGCGGUGGAAUGAGCCCUUCCAGAAACUGGCUACCUGUGAUACAGAUGGAGGGAUCUUUGUUUGGAUCCAGUAUGAGGGCCGUUGGUCCGUUGAGCUGGUCAAUGACCGUGGAGCGCAGGUGAGUGACUUCACCUGGUCCCAUGAUGGCACCCAGGCUCUUAUUUCCUACCGUGAUGGCUUUGUACUGGUGGGAUCAGUCAGCGGACAGAGACACUGGUCCUCCGAGAUCAACCUAGAAAGCCAGAUUACCUGUGGUAUCUGGACCCCCGAUGACCAGCAGGUGUUGUUUGGUACUGCAGAUGGACAGGUGAUAGUGAUGGACUGCCAUGGGCGCAUGCUGGCCCACAUUCUGCUGCAUGAGUCGGAUGGCAUCGUCAGCAUGUCCUGGAACUACCCCAGUUUCCUGGUGGAGGACAGCAUUGAGAGCGACACAGACUCUGACGACUACUCCCCACUGCAAGUGCACAGCCAGAAACCACUGCUGACAGUCAGCUUCACCUCUGGAGACAUCAGCCUGAUGAACAACUAUGAUGACCUCUCUCCCACCCUCAUCCGCACCGGUCUAAAAGAUGUGGUGGUCCUGUGGUGCUCGCAGGGGGACCUCCUUGCAGUGGCAGGGAUGGAGAGGACCCUCCUCUCCCCCGACCCCUCCUGUCCUCCCUCCACCAGGAGCGCCCUUGUUAAGUUCUACAACGUUCAGGGUGAACACAUCUACACACUGGACACACCAGCACAGCGCCCCAUCACUACGCUGUGUUGGGGUCACCGGGACUCUCGUCUGUUCUUGGCAUGUGGCCCGGCGCUUUACGUAGUGAGAGUGGAGCACCGCAUUGCCAACCUGCAGCUACUCUGCCAGCAGGGCAUCGCCACAGCAGUGAAGGAGGAAAAAGAUGUUGCCAAGCUCACCAUGCCUUCCCGACUCUGUUUUUACGUCACUACUGCUUUCAUUCCCACCAUCAAGCCCCCCAUCCCCGAUCCCAACAACAUGCGUGAUUUUGUGAGCUACCCAACAGCUGGAAACGAGCGUCUGCACUGUACCAUGAAGCGUACAGAGGAUAACCCUGAGGUGGGGGGGCCCUGCUACACUCUGUACCUGGAGUACCUAGGAGGUCUGGUGCCUAUCCUCAAAGGCCGACGGAUAAGUAAACUGCGUCCAGAGUUUGUCAUUAUGGACCCCAAGACAGAUGGGAAAACAGAUGAGAUAUACGGCAACAGUCUGAUAUCUGCCAUGAUUGACAGCUGUAACUGCUCAGACUCCAGUGACAUUGAGCUGAGUGAUGACUGGGUUGGCAAGAAAUCUCCAAAGAUAUCCAGGGGUAGCAAAUCCCCCAAACUGCCCAGGAUCAACAUUGAUCCCAGAAAAUCGCCCAAACUUUCCCGCGCUACACAGGAGAUCUCCAGGUCACCACGGUUACCAAUACGGAAACCCUCAAUUGGGUCACCCAGUCUAACACGGAGGGAAUUUCCUCUAGAUGACAUCACUCAGCAAAAUUACCUAGCUCAGGUCACAUCCAAUAUUUGGGGAACAAAGUUCAAGAUUGUGGGGCUCGCCACAUUCUUGCCAACUAAUCUUGGUGCAGUCAUCUAUAAGACAAGCCUCCUCCAUCUGCAGCCCAGGCAGAUGACCAUCUACUUGCCAGAGGUGCGUAAAAUAUCCAUGGACUACAUCAAUCUGCCCGUCUUCAGCCCCAAUGUCUUCAGUGAGGAUGAAGAUGACCUGCCUGUCACAGGCCCUGCUGGUGGCACCGAUGACAACCCGCCCUGCACUGUCAACAUCCCUAUCGCCCCCAUCCAUAGUCCCGCCCAGGCUAUGUCCCCUGCCCAAAGCAUUGGUAUGGUCCAGUCACUCCUAGCCAAUCAAAAUGUUCAGCUGGAUGUCCUAACAAAUCCCACAGCAACCACUGCUGGGGCCACUGCUGGUGGGUCAGACCAAAGCCAGGACACCAUGCUGACAGCCCAGUACACCGUUCCCACCAGGUACUCCAGUCCUGGUCAGCACCAACACUUACAGCAGCAGCAGCAGCUUCAGCAACAGCACCAAAUUCAAAUCCCUGUUCCCUCUAUGUCAUCAGGACAGCCUUCAGGUGCAGCUGUGCACCAGCUCCAACCGGGGGCGCUGCAGAUACAGAUCCCUCAUUCACCUGCCGAUUUAGUGGUUGAGAGAGCAGUGGGGGGUGAACACGAGCACCUACUGAAAAUCAAAACCACUCGGUCAACUCCACAGCUGGCUGAGGGUGAUACAGUGGUGUUUAGUGCCCCUCUAGAGCUCAGCAAGAUGAACCCCCCGCCCCCCUACCCUGGCACAGUGGCUGCCGCUGUGGCUGCUGCAGCUGCUGCUGCUGCUGCUGCAUCCGCACAAGCCUCCAAUGCGGCAUCUGGAACAGGAGGGGGCAUCAGUGGGACUCCUCCCCCUAGUGACCUUUGUCUGAAGAAGGGAGAGUUCUCACUUUAUCCUUCAGGUCAGCAACAAGUGCAGUACCCCACACCACUGGGAUAUGAGAGGAUAACCACAUUUGACAGCAGUGGGAAUGUGGAGGAAGUAUGUCGUCCUCGAACGCGCCUUGUCUGCAACCAGAAUGUCCACACACUCCAGGGACCUGGCAGCUCUGCCACUCUCAGGGUCACCUCCACAUCAUCAUCCUCCUCCUCAGCUGACAAGAAGAUCCAGUUGCCCUACACCUCUGCCACACUCAACAGACUCACUGCACCUCGCUAUUCAAUACCCAGCGGAGACCCGCCCCCAUACCCUGACCCAGCCAAUCAGAACAGUGCUGUUGGCAGGAACCCUGGACAGAGGCUUGACAGCAGUCUGAUCCAUGCCACUCUCAGGAGGAACAGCCGAGAGGCCGCUCUCAAAGUUUCCCAGAUGCUAGAGCCUCCCAGACCACUGCCUCCUAAGGCUAAAAAUAGCGGUGCACUAGCAGCCUCGUUCCAGCAAAGGGUGCCAACAGCCUUAUAUACCUGCAGUCAGUGUAGCAGUGGAUCCAGUGUUGGAAGCACUGCUCCUGGGAGCACUAAUGGAAUAGCAGGAGGAACUAUUAUCAGACAGGAUUUCCCUGCAGGGAAUGGGGCACCACACAGCACAGUUAUCGUUCACUCCAACAGCACUACUCCUCUGGCCUCCCAGUCCUCUUACAGCCUGCUGAGCUCUCUUGAAGGAUCUGGGACUGCAUCAGCAGGAGGAGGAAGUAACAGAGACAGGACUGAUUAUGUUAAUUCAGCAUUUACUGAGGAUGAAACACUGAACCAGUCACUGAGGCAUCUGGCGCUAGGAGGAAAUGAUGCAUCAGGGCUGGUUGUCAAACGUCCACCUCCCUAUCAGUGGGACCCAGCUGCCACAGAGGAGGUGUGGGUACCUCAGGAACAGACAGCAACGCUUAAUCCCACUGGUCCCCCUGGACCCCAUAAACCACCCCCACUUAUUCUUAGCCCAGCUCAGCACUUGGAUGUGUCCAGGCUCCCUUUUGUCCUUUCUCCAAAGUCCCCCACCAGCCCAAGUGCUGCAUCAUUUCAAGCUGCUGCAGCAGCUGCAGGCUACCAAAUCUCUCUCCAGUACCCUCCAACAACUGCCUAUUCUGGAGCCCAGCUUCAGCCCAUCCCAGGGUCACCACGCCCCUGCUCCUCUCCAAAGGAGAUGGUGGCACCAGUACCCUUCUCACAGCAGGAUGCAACCCUUGUCUUACCGCCUGGUUACCCUGCAAACCUGGCAAACCUAGCCUGCUGCCCUCUCCCACCCAUGUAUCCAGGAGGAAGUGCUUGUGCCGGGCUCCCCAUUCCCCCCAUUGCCCUUCACACUCCUUGGGGUACCUAUAAUUCUUGCCCGCCUAUGCCUAGUCCUGCAGUGCCACUACCACCCAAAGCCUCCCACAUGGCAGUAGACAAAAAUGUUCUCUCGCCUCCUCCUCCUCCUCCACCACCCCCUCCACCACCACCAGCAGAGAUGCAGAGCCAUGGAGGAUUACAAGAGACCAUGGCAGAGUCUGGGGAAAGUUUUCAGGAGGUUCUCUCUUUGACUGAGAGCCCUGUCCCACAGCGGUCUGAGAAGUUCAGCAAGAAGAACCGCAAGCGGGUGGAUGGGCGCGCCGAGGAGGCUAACGUGCCACCGUUGGCUGAAGGGAGCAAGUCGAAAAAGGAGGGCAGGGCUUUGGGUGACUUUAACUCACUCAUCUCCAGUCCGCGGCUGGGAGGAAGGGAUAAGAAGAAGCUGAAGGGACAGAAAGAGCAGCAGUUGAAGGCCAAGAAGCUGAGUAAGGCCACUGCCAAUAGUGAGUUCCAAGAUAGUUCAGAAAGUGAGCCAGAGUUGUUCAUCAGUGGGGAUGAGCUUCUCAAUCAGUGCCAGAGUGGUAAGAAGGGCUGGAAGAGUAAGAGGAACUUAAGAGCUGCCAGUGAACUGGAUGAGAUCAAGUGUCGAAAAGCCAAUGAGAAGGAGGACCGAGGGCUGGGCAGCCAGGGGUUUGUGUAUGUCAUGGCCAACAAGCAACCACUGUGGAAUGAAGCUACACAGGUCUACCAGCUGGACUUUGGUGGGCGUGUCACACAGGAGUCUGCCAAGAACUUUCAAAUUGAAUUGGAGGGCAGACAGGUGAUGCAGUUUGGCAGGAUUGAUGGCAAUGCCUACAUCCUGGACUUCCAGUAUCCCUUCUCUGCUGUGCAGGCCUUUGCAGUGGCUUUAGCCAAUGUUACUCAGCGCCUCAAAUGAGAUGUCCCCUCCUUUCUUACCCUGAGUUACAUCUGGGAUUAAAAUGCAAUCUGUUGAAGGGGCACAGUUGUUUCAUUUGAGAUUAAUAAACUUUGAUUUUAGAGAGAAGACUUAAAUUAGCCCUGGUCAUAGAGAGAGAUACAAUCAUGCUGCACUACACAAUGCUGCCACUAGAGUUGGUGCAAUAAGCAUUAGCUGCAUUUGCCAAGGAUGCCCUCAGAUUUGCUCCGUUUGGCAGUCAGUGGCACCUUGUAAUGCAUGUAGGGCCAAAGAGCUGAGCUUUGGUAAUCAUCAUGCAAAUAAAUGCUGCUUUAGCUAGAAGAAGCUUAUAGACCUGAUAACCAAUCGUUAAACUGAGAAAGGAACUGUCACGGUGCAGUUUUCAAAAGAAGCAGCAGUAAUACUUGAAAACCACACUCUGGAGAUCACAUUUGUUUUUUCCCAGAGCACACAGGUACUACUGGGCACUGAAAUCCAUUGCUGUACAAACUUCAGUGAAACAGUUACCACUUUAUUAUACUGCUUUUGCUUUUAGGAUUUUAUUAAAUGACUAAACAUGGUGGAGGGUAGGAGGGUCUUUUGUUUUUGCUCUCUGCCAUUCCUUUUGUUACUUUCUCAACCUAUCAUGGCUGGAAUUGAGGCUUAGAUAUAUGCAUCAUUUAGGUGAACAACUAAAAGGUCACACUUGUCCCUGUAGUAAAAGGAAGGUCAAGGAGUAAAUCUAGAUGAGGUGAACUGCAGUCUUUUCCACAUAGUUUCCUGGGACUUUGAAGGAAGAAGAAAUGUUACUCUGCUACAUGGAUUAAUUUAUAUGUACAUUUUGUUCUUUAUCUAUUCAGAUUUGAAUUUUAACAUUAAUGUCAUUGUUUGUGAUAUACAAUCUUCAUACCCUGUCAACAUGGUUUCAACUUUCCUGCUUUAAUUGGGAGAAGUGGUGGCUGAAUUUGAAUAUUGCUGUGUAUUCUGGAGUAAUUCAGUUGGGAGGUUUAAACUGAAUAGCUUUGACUGAUAUAUCCUGUACUUAGUGAAAUAUCUUUGGUGACAUGGGCACAAAAGAAGUCGCCAAGGCCUGGAUUGAACAAUUUAACCUCUGGCAUGAAGUGAUUUGUCACCUGCUGUCACUUCUGUGAAGUGAGUGUAGUUGGAUGGGGCUGUCCCUGCUCUUUAAGACCACACUAAACAUGUAAGCAAGGUACAGGAAAUAUUUUUGUAUAUUUCACCUAUGCCAUUUCAUGCUCUUUUCAGAAGUCAUGUAAAUACAUAUCAGUCAUAUGUAAAUGUUAAGAAACUUGGGUGAUUUUGACAGAUGUACGUAUGUUUACACCUGUCUCCACUGUGUUUUUAAAUGUAAUUUCAGGUGUGGAGCGACUGUACUGUUUUAAACAACAACAAAAGUUAACCAUUAAGCUGAAAUCAUUGUCACUGAAACUUUGAAGUCAGAACUCCAAUGAAUAAUGAAGCUAUUGAAAUCUGUUUAUUUAGCAAGCUGACACUGAAAUCUGAAAAGCUGUUGUUUUUUUUUCAGGCAGUAAACCUUGUGUGGGCAGGAGUAAAUUAAUAAUUAAGGUUUUAUCUGUUUAAGACCGUAGCCAAAAAUCAAUACAAAGGGCAGUAAUAUUCGGUAAGUGUGAUUAGGGUCACGUCUAACCUUUGUGCCAAAAUAUGCAUUUGCUAAAAUUUGUAGUUGAAAAAAAAUGGGCCUAGAGAGAAGUGUAACUUAAUUCUUGAUGUUAAAAAACAAAACAAAGCUUUCACUUUGGACCUUCUCUAGUGGUCCACUUUCUUUCUCUGAAUUGAUGAGAUUAUUAAAUUAUUUAGUGUGAUCUUUCCAUAUUACAACAAGAUGCAUGUCUGUCAGAUGGGGGUUGUUGGGAUGGGGAUUGAAAAAGAAUGUAAAAGAAAAGUCUCUUUUGAUCCUAAAGAAUGAACUGAACAUGAGCAUGUCAUAAAGAAAAUAUCCAUCUUUUUGUUUUAGUUGUGCAAUAUUUUCUUAGGUGAUAAAAAAAUCCUUUGUCAUCACUUUUGACCACAGUUUGGUACCAUUUAUUUUAGUUCAGCAUCUCAGUUUGCUGGUCUGUACAUUUUAUUUAUGAAAUUAUUUCCUGAAGGAGAUAUAGUAUCUAUACAUUAUGUAUAUUGUGGAGUUUUCUGAACAUUUCUUUGUGUUGAUUAAAAUGUGUUACAAGUGUAGCCCAAAUUGUGAGAUGGGGUUAGGGGGGAGGGGGUUGGGAACAUGCAGAUUUUCUGUGUUUUGUGAAGUUGUCAUUGGAUGGAAAAGAUGUGAAUGAGUAAGUGCCCAGUUUAGUGUAGUUGGUAGACUAGUUAUGUAGAGUGUAACUGUCAAAUCAAGGUGUGUCUGUAUUCAACUGUGCAGUCUACCAAUCCCAUCAGUGUUAAAUCUAGUAUCUUUUAAACGUGUGGUCAUGGCUUCUUACACAUACAUACACACACACACGCACACACACACAUCAUCCACAUAAGUUCACAAGUGUAAGCCACUGAGUUCAUGAUCAAAAUUGCCUAUGGACUUUAGUUAAGGAUUCACUUUAAACUGAUUUCAUGGGAUGACCUGUUGUAGAUAUUGUAGGAUUUGGCUUUUCUUUAGAAAAGGUAUGUGCUUUGUAUUUGUAGAUGUAGACUUAAAUGACAAAAACACUUGAAAAGAAUUAGAGUCUGAUUUGGUGACUGAAUGUUUAUAGUGAAUGGAUAGUAAGGCAUGCCAUGUAAAUUAUUUUAUAAUUGUAUAUGUCACGCAUCUUUUGAAUAAAACGUCAUU
Perca flavescens (yellow perch) is the source of this 8561-nucleotide messenger RNA. RefSeq names its product TUB like protein 4a (gene tulp4a). Lineage: Eukaryota; Metazoa; Chordata; Actinopteri; Perciformes; Percidae. The record is from RefSeq and is a predicted model, not a curated record. Gene Ontology annotation, molecular function: protein binding. The coding region runs from base 824 to 5785 and encodes 1653 amino acids. The transcript has 16 exons.